AUGCUCAGUUUGGUGUGUAUUGCUAGAGAGGUUUUUUUUUUUUUUUCUUUGGAGAGUGCAUGUGAUCAGCACAGGGCCAAUCAGCACUAUCCAAGCAGAGGGUCAGGACUUUCACAUCCUCCUGGAGCAGAAAGAAAACUCUUUCUGCAAGGUUUAACCAAUGCUCUGCUCUAACUGCUGAUGAGAAAAGGUAUUUAGCAGUUUAUAUUUACUAAAAUAAUUGCAUUUUCCAUGUUCUGUGUACUACCAGAUAUAGUGAAUGCAGGGUCCUCCUGGGAGACCAGAUAUAGUGAAUGCAGGGUCCGGGGAGACCAGAUAUAG
Molecule: messenger RNA, 321 nt
Organism: Staurois parvus
Lineage: Eukaryota; Metazoa; Chordata; Amphibia; Anura; Ranidae
Source: the annotation of a GenBank genome assembly